ACCAGCGACAUUUCUUAAUGUUCCGGUCCCUAUGCAUACAUCUGUUUUUAUUGGUGAUCAAUGUGAGCAGAGCACCGCAGUGCUGCUACGUUAAGUCUCAGUAACAAUCCGCGAGUUCAGGCACUAAUAACAAUGUUAACAUAUUGAGCUUAAUCAUGGAGGAAGCAGUGCCUUUUAGCAUCGUGUCCACCGUCAAAGCGCUGAGCGGCGCGUUGCGGGGAGAUGCUGAAAAUGAAGCCGAAAUCAUCCGCGAGCGAGAGAAGCUAUGGUUCAAGGAGAGCAGCGCAAAAAACCUGAGAAAUCGCGACUUCUUGUCACCCAACACAGUUCUGACGACAUUGUACGCGGGUGGAGAGGUUCCCUGUGAUGUUCUCAGUGGUAUUUGCUCUCUUCGUGGCAGCGGUGUAUUGCCGAUAGGAGCCACUGAGGUGACAGCAGAAGGGCUGCGUGUGUGUGUGGAUCGCUGCACAGCAUUCAGACGUGUUUUAUGUGGAAUAAUGCCGUAUCUGAGACCCGCAGCUCAGAGACAGGGCUGUGUCCUCAUCAACUGCCCUGCCCUCCACACCAAACAAGCUGUGCCAUCUCCCGAUACGCUAGCUCUGGGGCAGCUACGAACUGUUCUCAUUGCUGACCACCUCGGGGCACAGCUCAGAAGACAAGGGUACACCGUGUCCUUUUGUCCAGCCUUGCCACAGGAGAGUGACAUUGUGAACUUCCUGAAAACACUAGGCAUUGAUUGGCCGACAGUCCCUGUCAGCUGGACCAAUGAGGACAGGGAGGAGAAGAUGAAAAAAGCUUUAGAGAACUCGACCUACAGAGACAGAGAAAUGGAGAGGGGAAAGAGAAGAAGUAGGGGAGAGGAAAUAGAGGGAGAAAAGAGAGGGAUAGAAGAGGAAGUUAGGAUAAACCUUAAACAAGUGGUACAGGACGAGAAUCUUCAGGGUUAUGAUCCCAGUCUUGGCACUUGCACAGUGCAGAGAGAAGCUUUGUGUCAUCUGGCCCAGCUGGACAGCGCUACUGCAGAUUUCCCUGUCACUACGACAACAGCCCUGCAUGUCACUUCCUGUCAGGAUGAGUUUCGUCAGCAGCAAACAGCCAUGCUGUGGAGAGCAACGGGUGUAACGGCAGUGCAGAGAUUAGUGAUUUGUGGUCCAGUUAAAACUCCCGGCGUUCAGAUGAAUGCAGCUCAGUAUCUUCAGUUAAGAAAAGCUCAAAUGAAAGAAGCCUCAGAAAUGAAGUAUGGAGACCAAGUUGAAGGUCAGACAUGGGAUGACAUCAUCAGAGUCAUGACCUCGGCCACCGUGAGGUUUGAACUGCUAUCCACCGUACACACAAGUCCAGUGACCUUAGAUGUGCAGCGGGACAGUGGUGUGUCCACAAAGGGCCCUAGGGGUGGAGUCUUUGUCAUGUAUAACUGCGCUCGUCUUCAUACACUCUUCAGCAGCUACGAGAAAGGGGUGGAGCAAGGUCUUUAUCCAGAAAUCCCUGGAGGCACAGAGCUGGACUUUUCUGCCCUGAAAGAGGAGGGGGAGUGGCUUCUUCUCUUCAAUUACCUUAUUCCAUUCUCUGAGCUACUGGACCAAUCAGGACAGGUCCUGGAGCAUGAAGGGGGCGGAGCUAGAGUAAAUUUAAGAACAGAACAGGUGUGCAGAUUCUUGGUGUCUCUCAGUAAAGAUUUUAGUUCUUACUACAACAGAGUUCACGUCCUUGGGGAGCCCCUGCCUCAUCUUUUUAAUCAAAUGUUUUGUCGUUUAUUGUUGCUGAGAGCAUUAAGAGAACUUUACCACAGCGCCCUGGACUCCCUUAACUUGCCCCCAAUCCCCCAACUAUAGCAUCUCCACUGCAGACAUUAUACUCGAAUAGUCACAAACUCUCUCCCCUAACAGCCAGAACCCUUCCAUUUGACUUGGUUAUUACACUUUCUCCUUUCUCACACCCAUAAUUGCCUGACCACUUUGUCCAAAUAGUCCAAUAUUCCUCUAAAAAGGUUGUUUUAAAUGUCAUAGACACAAGGCAGGAUAGAUCCCAAAAUUACUGUCUCUCUUUAUCCUUUCAUCCAAAAAAUGAUUUAACCAUUUAAAUCACCCCUGCAAAUGUCAACAAGCAAGAUGCUUUCAUUCACAGUGAAUUUGAAUUCUCUUGUACCAUAUUCAUAGAUUCUGCCCUCCUGCAUGACAAUGUAUUCUAUGUAAUAGUAUUUAAUGAGUGUAAGAGCCCUGCUCUGUUUGUUCAACUCUGAACACAUAUUGACAGUGUAGCACAGUUGUUCUCACAGUCUGAUAGAUGCACACACAACAAGGUAUCCGUCACCUCUGUUUCUGAUUAGGAAUCAUGUCAACAGGGCUGGCUCUUUCACACAAUCAUUCAGUAUUCUUGAAAUGUCAUGAUCUGGGAUGCUACUUCCUUGAAUAUAAAUAUAGUCUUAUCUGUACCAAAUAUAAAGUCUUAAUUUCCCUCAGUGUCCAUCACUGUUUGUGCCACUGUAAGUGUACAGGUGUACUACUGAGAAUCCUUGUGUGCCAUACAGAGUGUUUCACAGAUCUGUGCCAUAUGUCACAGUAUUCAAAAUCCUGAGAGUACUAAACACGUUUUUCUCACUCUUCAAAGUUUUUGAUAGUGGUGAUCUCACUCAAUGUAUUUUAAAAAGAUAAACCCACAGAGACUUAAUAAUUAAAAGAAUGUCUAAUUAAAA
Molecule: messenger RNA, 2692 nt
Organism: Pimephales promelas (fathead minnow)
Lineage: Eukaryota; Metazoa; Chordata; Actinopteri; Cypriniformes; Leuciscidae
Gene: dalrd3
Product: DALR anticodon binding domain containing 3
Biological process (GO): arginyl-tRNA aminoacylation; tRNA C3-cytosine methylation
Molecular function (GO): ATP binding; tRNA binding; arginine-tRNA ligase activity
Source: RefSeq, a predicted model, not a curated record